Messenger RNA from Fimicolochytrium jonesii, 1197 nucleotides. RefSeq names its product P-loop containing nucleoside triphosphate hydrolase protein. The transcript has 7 exons. The coding region runs from base 98 to 937 and encodes 279 amino acids. NCBI's taxonomy places the organism in Eukaryota, Fungi, Chytridiomycota, Chytridiomycetes, Spizellomycetales, Powellomycetaceae. Gene Ontology annotation, biological process: transmembrane transport. The record is from RefSeq and is a predicted model, not a curated record. Gene Ontology annotation, cellular component: plasma membrane. Gene Ontology annotation, molecular function: ATP binding; transmembrane transporter activity; ATP hydrolysis activity.
CUUCCGUUCAAGAUGCGUUCAUACGCGUGCAUCUUGGAGUCUUGGGACCUCCCGCCCAGCCGCCGCCGUAUAUAUAUACAGUAGAUAGCAGAAAGCAAUGUCCACCCGGCAUGCAGGUCCAUGGAUGUCCAGGGUGCCGCAAACCCUGAAAGAACUGGGCGAGCCCGUCAUUGUCAUUGAGCAUUUGUCCAAAACCUACACCAUCCCCGGCACAGACGAGCAAGUGCACGCUUUGCACGACAUCCACCUCGCGCCCGAUUCAGAGUUCUACCCAAUACGUCGCGGGGAGUUUGUGAUUUUGCGAGGACCGAGUGGCGGCGGGAAGACGACGCUGUUGAAUAUACUGGGGACCAUCGAUAAUGCGUCUAAUGGGACUGUCGAACUUCUAGGCGACGAAAUCUCCGACACAUCGACGGACGCCUGGCUUUCGAACCUGCGUCUGCAGCGCAUCGGGUUCGUGUUUCAGACCUUCAAUCUGCUCGGCACCAUGUCGGCGUACGAGAACGUUGAGCUGCCCAUGACGAUUCGCGGGAAAUUGGGACAUAGGGAGAGGAAGGAGAGGGCGCUCAUGUUGUUGGAAACCGUAGGCCUACAAGACCGCAUCGCCCAUCUCCCCUCCGAGCUAUCUGGGGGCGAGCAGCAGCGUGUAACCAUAGCCCGCGCCCUAGCAAACGACCCCGACAUCCUCCUCCUCGACGAACCCACAGGCGACCUCGACACUUCCAACACGAUAGAUAUCAUGAACCUGCUGCUGUAUAUCAAUAAGGAGAAGAGGACGACGUGUGUUAUGGUUACCCACAACCCGGAUGUGGAAUGCUACGCCGACCGGCUGCUGUAUUUAGAGGAUGGCCGGUUCGUUAAGCAGGCGAUUAACAAGGUGCAAACACCGCUAGUGCUCGAGGAUUACCAAGAGUAUCUCCGCAAAAAGGAUGAAUGAGGGGGAAGGUCUACCUCCUAUCAUUCCACGCGGAAGGGCCAGGUGGGGAGCGAAACCUAGUCCUACUCACUGUAAAGUAUAAAAGUCGGAACGGACGGAUAGUUAAGGCGUCGCAGGAGGACAUAGAGGGCUUAGAGAGGAUCCAUUUUUUGGAGAAGAAUGUCUUGUAUGGGAAGUGCGGAAUUCGCAGAAUACAUGGUACAAGUUCUUGGGAACAUCACAGAGUCCGGGAUGGAAUAUAAGUCUAUGGAAAGCGCCGA